AAAAUAAACAGUCUGAUACACUAAGCUCUCGCUAUGCGCAUGAUUCAGGGAAGGGUCGGAUCAGAAGGGUUUAUGUUACACAUCUUUAUCCUACAUUUCUGCAAGAGGUUGUUUCCACGGCUCAAACUCGGAGGUCACAUGGCAGCAACUUUACCAGAAAGAUAGUGUUCUGCAUAGAGAAGUAGUACUGUUUUUGAUGUCCAAAUGCUUCCCAUUAGGUUCUAAGAAACUCAGCCACUCUAAUUGUUCAUAACAUCCUAGCAAAGAAGAUUCGUCUCUCUUGAGCUGAGGUCUAUCGGAAAUAGCCUCUCUACCUUCAAGGUAGGCAUAAGGUCUGCGCACGCACUACCCUUGUGGGAUUACGCUGGAUUUGUUGUUGUUGUUGUUGUAUACUAGCAAAGAAGAUGGUAGUCUCUAGUACUGAUAAUUUUCAGGCUACAGUUCAGAAAAGUUACGACAAAAUGAGUGAGUUAAAAGCCUUUGAUGAUACAAAGGCUGGUGUCAAAGGGCUUAUUGAUGCUGGAAUUACUGAGGUACCUAAUAUGUUCAUUCUGCCACCAAAAAACAGACCGGACUCCUCGGAAACCUGUGAAACACAGUGCAUUUUUCCAGUUAUAGAUCUUGAAGGAAUUGAUGAGGAUCCAACGAAGCAUAAAGAGAUUGUGGAUAAAGUACGAGAUGCAUCGGAGACAUGGGGUUUCUUCCAAGUGAUUAAUCAUGGCAUUCCAUUACCUGUCCUGGAAGAAAUGUUGCAAGGAACACGACGAUUUUUUGAGCAAGAUAUUGAGGUUAAGAAACAGUAUUACACUCGAGAUAGUACGAAAAAGGUGAUUCAUACUAGCAAUUUUGAUUUGUAUAGUCCUUCUGUUCCAGCUGCAAAUUGGAGAGACUCACUUUUCUGUUUAAUGGCUCCUACUCCUCCUAGUCCAGAAGAAUUGCCAACAGCAAACAGGGAAAUACUACAAGACUAUUCUAAGCAUGUAAUGAAAUUAGGCUGCUCCUUACUUGAAUUAUUAUCAGAAGGUCUUGGCCUCGAUCGUUGUCAUCUCAAAGAUAUGGAUUGUGCGGAGGGGCUCGGUAUUUUGGGACAUUAUUAUCCAGCAUGCCCUCAGCCAGAGCUCACCAUAGGCACCAAUAAACAUUCUGACAAUGAUUUUAUCACAGUGCUUUUACAAGAUCAUAUCGGAGGACUCCAAGUGCUUCAUCAGAAUCAGUGGGUUAAUGUUCCUCCUACACCUGGUGCUCUCGUCGUGAACAUUGGAGAUCUUCUACAGCUCAUAUCAAAUGAUAAGUACAUAAGUGUUGAGCACAGAGUAUUGGCAAAUAAAGUUGGACCAAGAAUAUCAGUUGCAUGCUUCUUCUACACUGGUCCACGACCAUCUUCCAGGCUUUACGGUCCAAUUCCUGAAUUGUUGUCAGAAGAUAAUCUUCCAAAAUAUCGUGCAACAACAGUGAAAGACUACACUGAUUACUUUCGUCAAAAAGGUCUAGAUGGAACUUCUGCAUUGUUGCAUUACAAGAUCUAAUCAUAGUUAAUAAUUAAAAUUCUGAUGAUAACAGAAAAUUUUUGUGAUGUAUCACAUGCUUAAGCUUCAAAGAUAUUGAAAUAUGCACUGUUAUGCCAAGUCCUUUUUGUCUACUGCUUAUGAGUAAUGGAAACUAGUUUGGAGCACAGAUUAUUCAUUA
This is a messenger RNA of Nicotiana tabacum (common tobacco), 1686 nucleotides long. The record is from RefSeq and is a predicted model, not a curated record. NCBI's taxonomy places the organism in Eukaryota, Viridiplantae, Streptophyta, Magnoliopsida, Solanales, Solanaceae.